Molecule: messenger RNA, 282 nt
Organism: Sorex araneus (European shrew)
Lineage: Eukaryota; Metazoa; Chordata; Mammalia; Eulipotyphla; Soricidae
Exons: 2
Coding region: 1-282 (93 amino acids)
Cellular component (GO): nucleosome
Molecular function (GO): protein heterodimerization activity; DNA binding; structural constituent of chromatin
Source: RefSeq, a predicted model, not a curated record
AUGGGUGGCUCAGAUUUGUCACUGCUCCGCCACUACCAGAAGUCCACCGAGCGGCUCAUCCGCAAGCUGCCGGUCCAGCAGCUGGUGCACGAGAUUGAGCAGGGCUUCAAGACCCACCUGCGCUUCCAGAGCUCGGCCAUCCUGGAGCUGCAGGAGGCGUGUGAGACCUACCUGGUGGGGCUUUUCGAGGACACAAACCUCUGCGCCAUCCAUGCCAAGCACGUCACCACUAUUCCCAACGACAUCCAGCUGGCCUGCCGCAUCCGCGGAGAGAGGGCAUAA